Messenger RNA from Agrilus planipennis (emerald ash borer), 7635 nucleotides. Its product is annotated as spectrin alpha chain. Gene Ontology annotation, cellular component: cell junction; plasma membrane; cell projection. Lineage: Eukaryota; Metazoa; Arthropoda; Insecta; Coleoptera; Buprestidae. The record is from RefSeq and is a predicted model, not a curated record. Gene Ontology annotation, biological process: actin cytoskeleton organization. The transcript is spliced from 34 exons. The coding region runs from base 138 to 7484 and encodes 2448 amino acids. Gene Ontology annotation, molecular function: calcium ion binding; actin filament binding.
CAGUUGAGUGAUCUAUGGUUGAGUGAUUGCUAGAAGUACGAAUAAGUGGGUUGAAAUAUUUUACGAUUAGUGAAAGAGUGAAUAAUUGUAUUAAAACUGAUCGAAUUAAAAGAUAGAAGAAGAUUGUAAAUGAAACCAUGGAGCAGAUUCCACCCCCCAAGGAAAUAAAAAUUUUGGAAACAGCAGAAGACAUCCAGGAAAGGCGUCAACAGGUUUUGACUCGUUAUGAUAAUUUCAAAGCUGAUGCCAGAGCUAAAAGAGAGAAACUUGAAGAUUCUCGUAGAUUCCAGUACUUUAAAAGAGAUGCAGAUGAGCUAGAAUCAUGGAUUUUAGAAAAACUUCAAGCAGCUAGUGAUGAGAGCUACAAAGAUCCUACCAAUUUGCAGAUCUACAAAACACAUGAUGCUUCGGUUUAUAUGGCAAAAAUUCAAAAACAUCAAGCAUUUGAAGCUGAAGUAUCAGCUCAUAGCAAUGCGAUUGUUGUGUUGGAUAGAACCGGCCAAGACAUGAUUAAUCAUAAUCAUUUUCAAUCAGAGACCAUCAGAAAGCGUUUAGAGGAACUUCACCGAUUAUGGGAACAGCUCUUGUCGAAGUUGGCGGAGAAGGGAAUGAAACUUCAGCAAGCCUUGGUUCUCGUCCAAUUUUUAAGACAAUGUGACGAGGUAAUGUUUUGGAUCAACGAUAAAGGCGCGUUUUUAACUACAGAAGAGUUUGGCCACGACUUAGAGCAUGUGGAAGUUUUACAACGUAAAUUCGACGAGUUUCAAAAGGAUAUGAACUCUCAAGAAUACCGUGUCACCGAAGUUAAUGAGAUGGCAGAGAAACUUCUUCUUGAUGGUCAUCCUGAUCGAGACACAAUUAUUACACGGAAAGAUGAGUUAAAUGCUGCUUGGCAACGUUUGAAACAAAUGGCCGUUAUGCGACAAGAAAAAUUAUUUGGGGCUCAUGAAAUUCAAAGAUUCAACAGGGAUGCUGACGAAACUGUCGCCUGGAUUGCCGAGAAAGAUGUGGUUUUGUCUUCUGACGACUACGGAAGGGAUUUGGCAAGUGUACAAACACUUCAAAGAAAACACGAAGGAGUUGAACGAGAUUUGGCUGCUCUGGAAGACAAAGUUUCCACAUUGGGACAGGAAGCUGACAGGCUGUGUGGCAUUCAUCCUGAUCAUGCACAGCAAAUACAGGCUAAAAGGGCAGAGAUUGAAGCAUACUGGGAGAGAUUAACAGCCAAAGCUAAAGAAAGACGUGAAAAAUUAGAUGAGUCCUAUUUCUUGCACCGUUUCCUUGCUGAUUUUCGUGAUUUGGUUUCAUGGAUCAACGACAUGAAGGCAAUCAUUUCUGCAGACGAAUUAGCCAAAGACGUUGCAGGCGCCGAAGCGUUGCUUGAGCGUCAUCAGGAACAUAAAGGAGAGAUUGACGCACGCGAAGACAGUUUUGCAGCUACCACAGAAGCUGGAAAGCAACUACUUGAUAAGGGACACUAUGCAGCUGAUGAAAUCAAAGACAAACUUUCUCAAUUGGCAUCAGACAAAAAUUCUCUUUUAGCCCUCUGGGAAGAAAGGCGCAUUCUGUACGAACAAUGCAUGGACUUGCAGCUCUUUUAUCGUGAUACUGAACAAGCAGACACAUGGAUGGCAAAACAGGAGGCUUUCUUGUCGAACGAGGACCUUGGCGACUCGUUAGAUUCAGUUGAAGAUCUCAUCAAGAAACAUGAAGAUUUUGAAAAGUCAUUAGCAGCUCAAGAAGAAAAAAUCAAAGCCUUAGACGAAUUUGCAACAAAACUGAUUGAUGGUGAACAUUAUGCAGCAGACGAUGUGGCUCAACGUAGAGCAAUGUUGUUGGAGCGUCGUUCAGCUCUGAAAGAAAAAUCUGCCCUGCGUCGUGCAAUUUUGGAAGAUGCCUACAAAUUACAACAGUUUGAAAGAGACUGCGAUGAGACAAAGGGUUGGAUCAACGAAAAAUUAAAGUUCGCUACUGAUGAAAGCUAUCUGGACCCUACAAAUUUGGGUGGAAAAGUACAGAAGCACCAAAAUUUCGAACAGGAAUUGAACGCGAAUAAAAGUCGCAUGGAAGAAAUCACUUCAACAGGACAAGAACUUAUUGAAGCUCGUCAUUAUGCGUCUCCUCAAAUCCAGAGUCGUAUGGAAGAAAUUGUAAACCUUUGGGAAACACUGGUCCAAGCAACAGACAAGAAGGGAUCGAAACUGCAAGAAGCAAGUCAACAACAGCAGUUCAAUCGCACUGUUGAAGACAUUGAACUUUGGCUGUCAGAAAUUGAAGGCCAACUCAUGUCUGAAGAUUACGGAAAGGAUUUGACAUCAGUACAAAAUCUACAGAAGAAGCAUGCUCUCUUGGAGGCCGAUGUUGGUUCGCAUCAGGAUAGAAUCGAAGCUAUAAAGGCGGCUGCACAACAGUUUAUUGAACGGGGUCAUUUUGAUGCAGACAAUAUCGGUUCGAAACAAAAAGCACUCUGCGAUCGCUAUGCAGCUUUGCAAACGCCAAUGGCAAUAAGGAAACAGCGUCUUCUGGAUUCGUUACAGGUUCAGCAAUUAUUUAGGGAUAUCGAAGACGAGGAGUCGUGGAUUAGAGAGAAAGAACCAGUAGCUGCAAGCACCAAUAGAGGUCGUGACUUAAUUGGAGUUCAAAACUUAAUAAAGAAGCACCAGGCUGUUUUGGCAGAAAUAAACAAUCACGACAGUCGAAUCACUGCCGUGGUGGAAGCUGGCAAACAGAUGAUGGAAGAUGAACACUUUGCAAGUGAUGAAAUCAGAAAUCGAGUUACGACCUUACAAGAUCAUUGGAACCACCUCAAAGACAAGGCCAAUCAGAGGAAACAAGAUUUGGAAGAUUCCCUUCAAGCCCACCAAUAUUACGCAGAUGCAAAUGAAGCUGAAUCGUGGAUGAGGGAGAAAGAACCGAUAGUUAGCAGUACCGAUUAUGGUAAGGAUGAGGAUUCCUCAGAAGCUCUUCUUAAAAAGCAUGAAGCCCUCAUGAGUGAUCUCUUGGCUUUUGGAAACACAAUUGAAGCCUUGAAAGAACAAGCACAAUCGUGCAGACAACAAGAACCCCCAGUUGUUGAUGUAACUGGUAAAGAAGCAGUGGUUGCACUUUAUGAUUACACAGAAAAGUCACCUCGAGAAGUAUCCAUGAAAAAGGGCGAUUUACUUACUCUUCUUAAUUCUAAUAACAAGGAUUGGUGGAAAGUUGAGGUGAAUGAUCGUCAAGGAUUUGUGCCAGCAGCUUACGUAAAGAAAGUUGAGGCAGGAUUGACUGCUUCCCAACAAAACUUGGUUGACAACAAUUCAAUUCCGGCUCGUCAAGCCCAAAUUAACGGCCAGUACGACCACCUUUUGGAUUUAGCACGUGAACGACAAAAAAAACUUAACGAGACCGUAAAAGCUUACGUUCUUGUACGUGAAGCAGCAGAAUUAUCUAAUUGGAUAAAAGAUAAGGAAAUGCAUGCACAAGUACAAGAUGUUGGUGAAGAUUUGGAACAGGUAGAAGUGAUGCAAAAGAAAUUUGACGAUUUUCAAGCCGAUCUUAAAGCCAACGAAGUUCGCUUGGCUGAAAUGAACGAAAUUGCUAUGCAACUUGUUUCUUUGGGACAAACGGAGGCUGCGCUUAAGAUCCAAACCCAAAUCGAGGAUCUUAACAACAAGUGGAGUUCUUUGCAACAAUUGACAUCAGAAAGGGCUACUCAAUUGGGUUCUGCCCAUGAAGUGCAGCGAUUCCAUCGUGACGUCGACGAAACAAAAGAUUGGAUUCAAGAAAAGGACGAAGCCCUUAAUAAUGACGACCUUGGUAAGGACUUGAGAAGUGUACAAGCCCUUCAACGAAAACACGAAGGACUUGAAAGAGAUUUGGCAGCUUUAGGCGAUAAGAUUAAACAACUGGACGAAAUCGCCAAUCGUUUGAUGCAAACUCAUCCAGAAUCUGCUGAACAGACUUAUAUCAAACAAACAGAAAUUAACGAACUGUGGACACAACUCACGGCUAAAGCUACAAGUCGCAAAGAAAAAUUACUAGACGCUUACGAUUUACAAAGAUUCUUGAGCGACCAUCGCGAUUUGCUCGCUUGGAUAAGUUCCAUGCUAGGUUUGGUUAGUUCUGAAGAGUUGGCCAACGAUGUAACUGGAGCAGAGGCAUUGAUUGAAAGACAUCAGAACUACAGGGCUGAAAUAGAUGCACGUUAUGGAAUCCCACAGGAACAUCGAACAGAAAUCGACGCUAGAGCAGGUACGUUUCAUACUUUGGAGCAAUUUGGACAACAGUUACUGUCAUCCAAUCAUUAUGCCAGUCCAGAAAUACAAGAGAAAUUGGAACAGUUAAACAAAGCACGAGAAGAACUUGAAAGAGCUUGGAUUGAACGUCGUGUACAACUGGAUCAAAAUUUGGAUUUGAAUCUUUUCUAUCGCGAUUGCGAACAAGCAGAAAACUGGAUGUCCGACAGAGAAGCAUUUUUAGCUUCUGAAGAAGUUGAUUCAAAAGGUGACAAUGUAGAAGCCCUUAUUAAAAAACAUGAAGAUUUCGACAAAGCCAUCAAUGCCCACGAGGAAAAAAUCGCUGCUUUACAAACUUUAGCCGAUCAGUUGAUAUCGAAUGGUCACUAUGCUUCCGGCGAAAUCGACAACAAGCGUAAUCAAGUUCUUGACCGUUGGCGUCACUUGAAAGACGCUCUUAUUGAAAAGCGAUCGAAAUUAGGAGAAAGCCAAACUCUUCAACAAUUUUCAAGGGAUGCUGACGAAAUCGAAAAUUGGAUUGCAGAAAAAUUGCAACUUGCUACCGAAGAAAGUUACAAGGAUCCGGCUAAUAUCCAAUCAAAACACCAAAAACAUCAGGCAUUCGAAGCUGAACUGGCGGCCAACGCUGACCGUAUUCAAUCUGUACUAGCCAAUGGCGAAAACUUGAUUGAUAAGCGUCAAUGCGCAGGAUCGGAAGAAGCUGUUCGUAAACGUUUAGAAUCGAUCGCGGAACAGUGGGAAUUUCUCACACAGAAAACAACCGAAAAAUCUAUGAAGCUUAAGGAAGCGAAUAAACAACGCACUUACAUUGCUGCCGUCAAAGAUUUGGACUUCUGGUUGGGCGAAGUUGAAAGCUUAUUGACUAGUGAAGAUGCCGGAAAGGAUUUAGCAUCGGUGCAGAACCUGAUGAAAAAACACCAUCUUGUUGAAGCUGACAUUCAAGCACAUGAAGAUCGUAUUAAAGAUAUGAACGAUCAGGCAGAUUCUUUGAUUGAAAGUGGCCAAUUCGAUACUGCAAGUAUCCAAGAGAAACGACAAUCGAUUAACGAACGUUACGAACGAAUUAAGAAUUUGGCAGCUCACAGACAGGCUCGGCUAAACGAAGCUAACACAUUACAUCAAUUCUUCAGAGAUAUCGCUGAUGAAGAGUCCUGGAUAAAGGAAAAGAAGCUUUUAGUUGGGUCCGACGACUAUGGUCGCGAUUUAACAGGUGUCCAAAAUUUGAAAAAGAAACACAAGCGCCUUGAAGCUGAACUUGCAUCCCAUGAACCGGCUAUCCAAGCAGUUCAAGAAGCAGGCGAAAAAUUAAUGGAUGUCUCAAAUUUGGGUGUGCCUGAAAUCGAGCAAAGGCUCAAGGCAUUGAAUCAGGCCUGGGCUGAAUUGAAACAACUGGCUGCUACCAGAGGACAAAAAUUGGACGAAUCGCUAACUUACCAACAGUUCUUGGCCAAAGUCGAAGAAGAAGAGGCUUGGAUUAGUGAAAAGCAACAGUUGUUGGGCGUCGAAGAUUAUGGAGAUACCAUGGCAGCAGUACAAGGCCUUUUGAAGAAACACGACGCCUUCGAGACUGACUUCCAGGCACACAGUGAACGUUGCCGAGACAUUACCGAAGCUGGGAAGAAGUUGAUCACUGAUGGUAACCAUCAUGCGGACAGUAUUGAACAACGUUGCCAACAGCUGCAGAGUAAACUCGACAACUUGGCGGCUUUAGCUGCUAGACGCAAGGCCAAAUUGGUGGACAAUUCGGCUUAUCUGCAAUUUAUGUGGAAAGCAGACGUUGUUGAAAGCUGGAUAGCCGACAAGGAAAGCCACGUGAAGAAUGAAGAAUAUGGCAGGGAUUUGUCGAGCGUACAAACUCUUUUAACUAAACAAGAAACAUUCGAUGCAGGUCUCACCGCCUUUGAACAUGAAGGUAUUCAAAAUAUAACAGCUCUUAAAGAUCAACUAAUAGCCGCAAAACAUGAUCAAAGCAAUGCAAUUUUACAAAGACAUGCCGAUGUUAUUGCCAGAUGGCAGAAAUUGCUUGCCGAUUCUGAUGCCCGCAAACAACGACUUUUACGUAUGCAAGAGCAAUUCAGGCAGAUUGAGGAAUUAUUCCUUACUUUUGCCAAGAAAGCAUCUGCCUUCAACUCCUGGUUCGAGAAUGCUGAAGAAGAUUUGACCGAUCCUGUUCGUUGCAAUUCUAUUGAAGAAAUCAAAGCUUUAAGAGAGGCUCACGCUCAGUUUCAGGCUUCUUUGUCGAGUGCACAAGCAGAUUUUGAAGCACUUGCCGCUCUUGAUCAGAAGAUCAAGAGUUUCAAUGUGGGUCCAAAUCCGUACACCUGGUUUAAUAUGGAGGCUCUCGAAGAGACAUGGCGCAAUUUGCAAAAGAUUAUAGCUGAACGUGAUGUUGAAUUGACAAAGGAGGCACAACGUCAAGAAGAGAACGACAAAUUACGAAAGGAAUUUGCUAAACACGCAAAUGCUUUCCACCAGUGGCUAACAGAGACUCGUUACAAGAUUCUUGGUUGGGAUGGUACUUCAAUGAUGGAAGGUUCAGGUUCAUUGGAACAACAACUUGAGGCAACAAAACGUAAAGCAGCCGAGGUCAGGGCACGUCGUUCAGAUUUGAAGAAAAUCGAAGAUCUUGGGGCUAUUCUUGAGGAACACCUUAUCCUGGACAAUCGUUACACCGAGCAUUCUACCGUAGGGCUUGCACAACAGUGGGAUCAGCUUGAUCAAUUAGGCAUGAGAAUGCAGCACAACCUUGAACAGCAAAUACAGGCACGCAAUCAGUCGGGUGUAAGUGAAGAUGCUCUGAAGGAGUUCUCGAUGAUGUUCAAGCACUUUGACAAGGAAAAAUCUGGAAAAUUGAACCACCAAGAAUUUAAGUCCUGUCUUCGUGCACUUGGUUACGAUUUACCAAUGGUGGAGGAAGGUCAACCAGAUCCUGAAUUUGACGCUAUACUUGACGUGGUAGAUCCUAAUCGGGAUGGGUACGUUUCAUUACAAGAGUACAUGGCGUUCAUGAUAAGUAAAGAAACUGAAAAUGUUCAAAGUUCUGAAGAGAUAGAGAAAGCGUUUAGAGCGAUAACAGCUGGAGACCGUCCUUACGUCACCAAGGAAGAGUUAUAUGCCAAUCUUACAAAGGAGAUGGCAGAUUAUUGUGUAGCUCGAAUGAAACCGUAUGUGGAGCCAAAAACAGAAAGACCUAUUGCAGGUGCUCUCGAUUACAUGGAAUUUACAAGGACUCUCUUCCAGAAUUAAAUCUAGAAGGCUUUAUUCAUUUUAAGUAUCUAUUUAAUUUCUCAAUUUUUUAAUAUAUACUUCAUAUUACUUAUGUUGUAUUUAAGUAUUCGUUUAUGUACGGUAUUUUCCUUCUAUUAAAUUUUCCACGUAACCAUUUCACUGCACUGAA